Messenger RNA from Cydia splendana, 770 nucleotides. RefSeq names its product melanization protease 1-like. The record is from RefSeq and is a predicted model, not a curated record. Gene Ontology annotation, biological process: proteolysis. The coding region runs from base 1 to 708 and encodes 235 amino acids. The transcript has 7 exons. Lineage: Eukaryota; Metazoa; Arthropoda; Insecta; Lepidoptera; Tortricidae. Gene Ontology annotation, molecular function: serine-type endopeptidase activity.
AUGAAGGCUAACCGAUCUAAGGGUACUCCGUUCCAAUGCGCUGGUAGCCUCAUCAAUGAGCGUUACGUGUUGACCGCGGCCCACUGUCUCUCAGGCUGGGAGGUGGUCGGCGUGAAGAUACGAGUUUAUGGCGACACGGACUGCCAGGGAGGUUCGUUCGGAUGUGAAGCUAGUAUACAGGAUAUACUCAUAGAAGAAGCUAUUCCUCAUCCAGGGUUCAGCAAACCAGUCAUUAGAAAUGACAUCGGACUCCUGAGGCUGAAAAAUCCUGUUAAUCUGUUAUUCAACAACGCUGGCACAGUUUGCCUGCCAGUGACCCGGUCCAUGCGACACCGCAAUAUAGUCGGGCAGCCAGCUACCGUCGCCCACAUGGAGAACUUGGAGAAAAGCUACGAAUCAGCAACACUGCUCUAUAUCAACGUGUCCAUAUACACUGCUCAGUACUGCCAGGAGCAGUAUGACAGAAACAGAAAACAUGGCGAAGAUGACAUGAGUAACAAGAUCUGCACUGACUCCAGUAGCAAGGGCUCAUGUCAAGUGUACUCCGGGGCCCCUUUAAUGUUGUGGGAUCGAUUUGGGGACCGUGAUCGAUUUAUCCAGUAUGGCAUCGUGUCGUACGGACCAAACCGUUGCACCACCCUUUUUCCUGAAGUGUACACUGACGUCACCAAGUACAUGGCAUGGAUUUUGAACACGAUAAAACCAUAGGUACAAAGAUGGCGAGGAAGGAAAUGAAUUAUUUAUAAACACGAUUUUGUUAAUGGCUCAAU